ACAAGUGAUGGAGCAACAGCAACAGCGCCAGGAAUCCCUGGAAAGAAGAACCUCUACCACAGGCACGUAUCAAACCAAGCAGCCCCAGCCGCCUCCUCCUGCCUGCAGGGACUGCAGUGCUCCUGCCACUGGUGCUGGGCCUUCCCCUCCACUGCAUGCCAGCGCUACCUCUUCGGCAUCUGCUGUCUCCAGUCCCCCACGUGCUCCCACCAUCCUGCCUGUGAUUCCUGUCCUGCCUGACAGGGUGAAGGGACCCACGGAUAAAGCAGGCCAGGAGAGCUCAGCAGACGUCCUUCUGAAUGGCCAUCCUGAAGGACAAAUUGCGUUAGGCCCCUCUGGGACCCUGGUGAAAAGCAUGGAUGGGUCCUUCUUUCCACACUUAGGAGCUGCACCCUCCUCCCUGCUGCCCACCGUCGCCAGCCCCCCUAGCUCCUUUGGCCAGGCUCCCUCCCCAUCCUCCCAUCCAUCAUCUCGUCCUCCACAGCAGUGGUGUCAGCCCAUGUCACACUGUCUUCCAUUGCCUCCCCCGUACGCUGCUGUGUCUGAGGUGACGCCCAGGAGGACCCCUCCUUACAUGACUUCAUCAGCCAUUGCCCACUUGA
Eurypyga helias (sunbittern) is the source of this 602-nucleotide messenger RNA. RefSeq names its product ena/VASP-like protein. The record is from RefSeq and is a predicted model, not a curated record. Lineage: Eukaryota; Metazoa; Chordata; Aves; Eurypygiformes; Eurypygidae.